AUGCAAAAAGUUUUUUUAAAUACCUUGGCAAUUUCUGAGACUGAUGUGAGAAAUGCUAUCAAAAAAUCUACACACGGCUUUGUUCAAGAAGACAGACGAGGAAGACAUCCACCGCCUAAUAAAACGGCAGAAGCCAUUAAAGAAAGCAUUCGUAACCACAUUGAUAUGAUACCCAAACAUGAGAGCCAUUAUAGUCGGAACAGAACUAAAAGACUGUAUCUUGGAAGUCAUCUAAAUAUUGAAAAAUUGUAUGCUUUGUAUGUAGAGUUUUGUGCCGAAAAGAAUAUACCGAAGGAGAAUGUUGCAAAGGCAUGGCUAUAUAGACAUAUUUUCAAGAAUGAGUAUAAUCUAGGAUUUAAUCCUCCAGCCAAUGAUACGUGCGACGAUUGUGAUGGCUUUGUAAUUAAAACAAAAAAUACUACCGAUGUAAUAGAUAAGAAUGCCAUAAAAGCUGAACAUGAUAAACAUCUUCAGGAAUCACACCUCCGCUAUAGCUUAAAAGGAUUUGACAAAGUCGAUGCAAUAGAGAGUCACGGUUCUAAAAAAAUGUUAACAGUUGAUCUACAAAAGUGUUUGCCUACACCUUAUUUGACAAAUAGCCAAAGUUUUUAUCUUAGGAAGUUGUGGACUUUUAACUUCACGAUUUUGGAUUCUGUAGCCAAGGAGAGCUGGUGCUUUAUGUGGGACGAGACUGUAGCAGGACGUGGCGGGAAUGAGAUGGCUUCUGGAUUAGUCAAGUUUUUUGAACAGCUUGAAGAUGUCAGAUUAGAAGAAGUGACGAUAUGGAGUGACAACUGCGCCGGACAGACUAAAAAUAUUUCUGUAAUGAUGGCGUAUUUGUGGAUACUAUCAAAUCAAAAUAUAAAGAUAAUUAACCACAAGUAUUUACUGAAAGGACAUACGCACAUGGAGGUGGACGUAAUCCAUUCCAUUAUCGAGCGAGAAAAGAAAAAAAUACAAGAAUUUCCUAUAGUUACACCUUGGGACUGGCAGCAGUUUAUUAAAAGCUGUUCCAAAAAUGCCAAAAUAAGUGUAGUGAACAUGGAAACAGAUUCUUUCAAAGAAUUGUCACUUCCAAUGUGCAGUACAAUUAUUGUACUGCACAUUGGAAGUGACAGAGGAUUCGUGUCGGAUUCUGCACUAGUCUUCGAAUGUAAAGGUACUGGAGAUUAUCACGAGUCAAUGAAUGCGAAUACUUUUUGA
Molecule: messenger RNA, 1203 nt
Organism: Pieris macdunnoughi
Lineage: Eukaryota; Metazoa; Arthropoda; Insecta; Lepidoptera; Pieridae
Source: the annotation of a GenBank genome assembly